AUGUCAAACAUUGCUUCCUCGGGAAAAGCUGCUGGCGGAGAGCUGGAAGAAAAAAUUGACUUGACGCCCGAGACGGACGCCAAGUUGGAGCAAUCGGCAACUCUGGCCAAAUCGGGACAGGUUCGAGAAGCUCUGGCCAUUCUCGCUGCUUUGGAGAAGAGAUGUCGUGUGGGUAAUGACAGUCCAAACUUGGUUCGAGUCUGUGAAGCUUCCUUGCAGUACUGUAAGGACGCUGGGGAUGAAGAGCUUUUGUUUUCGACAAUUCAAACCUUGACAACUCGACGAUCUCAAAAGACAAACGCUAUUCGAGCGAUGGUUCACAAGGCAAUGCCUUGGUGUGUUGUCGAUCAAUACACUCCAAUUGCUGUAACUUCAGAGGGAGAGAAAGCAGCGAGAACUAAGCUUGUGGAAACGCUGAGGGAAAUUACUGAUGGGAAACUUUUCUUGGAAGGAGAACUUGCAAGGUUGACCAGAGCUCUGGCUAUCAUCAAGGAAAAUGAGGGUGAUAUCGCUGGUGCCGCAGAUGUUUUGCAAGAAGUGCAUGUGGAGACAUAUGGAUCCUUGUCAAAGCGGGAGAAAGUGGAAUUCAUUCUCGAACAAAUGCGGUUGACUUUGGGAAAGAAAGAUUUUGUUCGAGCAGCUAUUGUCGCCGGAAAGGUAUCUCGUAAGCAUUUGCAAGAAGAAAACAUGGAAGAGCACAAAGUCAAGUACUACACUCUUUUGGCUGAAAACCACCGACAUGACAAAGAUGCUUUUGCAUUGGCAAAGGAUUAUCAUGCUAUUUACUCGACACCUCAUAUAUUGAGCGAUGAAGCUAAGUGGAAGGAGGCGCUGAAGAGCACUGUUGUUUUUCUUGCUCUAAGCCCAUAUGGUAGCGAACAGCAGGACAUGCUUCACAGAGUAAACAAGGAUGGAAACUUGGAGAGUCUCCCAGCAUACCGCACCACUGUCCAACUUUUGCUGAAAAACGAAAUUAUUGCAUACCCAAUGGCAAACCAACAAGAAUUGGAAUCUUUGCCAUCGUUUUGUGAAGGUGGGGAAGACUUGACACAAUUCUGGCAUGAAUCGUUCCAUCGAAGAAUUAUUCAGCACAACGUCCGGAUUGCUUCCUUCUACUACAAGCGCAUCCAUGGAGCACGAUUGGCACAAUUGUUGGGAUUGGACAAAAAUCGAUUGGAGAAGGAAAUCUCGAUCAUGGUGAGUGAUGGGGUGGUCUAUGCGAAGAUCGAUCGUCCAAAGGACAUCAUUCGUUUUGCCGCACCGAAGAGUGCAGAGGUUGUUCUAUCCGACUGGGCCACAGACAUAGAUAAGCUCCUGCACUUGGUGGAAACCACUACGCAUUUGAUCAACAAGGAGAAAAUGACACAGUAA
Molecule: messenger RNA, 1371 nt
Organism: Cylindrotheca closterium
Lineage: Eukaryota; Bacillariophyta; Bacillariophyceae; Bacillariales; Bacillariaceae
Source: the annotation of a GenBank genome assembly